This is a messenger RNA of Musca domestica (house fly), 2135 nucleotides long. RefSeq lists its product as uncharacterized. The transcript has 3 exons. The record is from RefSeq and is a predicted model, not a curated record. The coding region runs from base 579 to 1895 and encodes 438 amino acids. Lineage: Eukaryota; Metazoa; Arthropoda; Insecta; Diptera; Muscidae.
UAAUAAAUAAAAUAAAUAUACUCCAAAAAUUAUUAAUUUUAAGACCUAUCUUCAAUCAGAUUUAUCCGAGGCCUGUUGAACUAGUCUUUAUUCCAAAUGUGCCCGCUUUGAUAUUGAUCACAGAAGACUUGUAACUCUGGAUGAACCAUUGUAUGGGAAUUAUGCACAACAAAUCCUGAACCGAUUGUAAUUACGUUUCAUAGACCCUCUAUCUUAAAUAGGACAAGAUUAAGAUAUCCUCCCUUUUACGUAAAGGGUUUAAAAUUCCUAUUUGAAAAUACAAAAAAAUCCCGCACUUAUUGAAUUAUGCCUCACUUAAAGAGGCGUUAGUGUGUAGUGUUUUAAGACUUUCAUCGAACUCGACAUUGGUGGGUGGAAUGGAAUUAAACAUUAUGUCCCUUUUAAAUCCAUAUCUGCACUUGUAUUCACUAAUCCCAAUUGGAAUUUUUAAGCGAUUAGAAAACAAAAUCAGGUGUCUGGUAAAACCCAGUUAAUAUUACGUGUGUGUGUGUUUUCCCUUAAAAAGGCAGUUGGAAAAUCCUCAUAAGCAACAGUCUCUAAAUUAAUACCAACGAAAAAUGACGCAAGCCCGACACUGCCGCCUAUGUUUCGAAGCCUGUAGUGUGUACUACACAUUGUUGGAUCCAAAAGGAAAUAACAAUAAGAAAUUUCAAAUUCUACAAAACUAUUUCGAGGAAAAGUUCUUAAACGCCGAACGAAGACGAAAUUUAACAGUUGUCUGUUUAAACUGCUGGCAGCCGGUUUGUGAUUUUAAUAAAUUCAAGGAAUCCUUACUUUUAUUAGAUGCAACAUUCGAUGAAGCCCAAACAAUUAAAUUACUUAAAAAAGAAGAAAAACUUCCCGAUGAUUUAAAAUUACAUAUCAAAAAAGAGCCAGAUGAAAAUCAUCCACCUAAUGAUCAACAAAAACCCCAAGUUGUGGAUGAAAAUUCGAAUAACGAGUAUUCCAAAGAAUCUCUUAUCACCAAAUUGACUUCUGUUCCAUUAUACGAAGAAGAUUCUAGUCUAUUGGAUGAGAGUUUAGAAGAUUUUGAAAUUUCCCUUUCCGAUGCCAAGAAAGAACCAAAUGAAAACCAAAGUGGAAAGGACCUUAACAAUUCCAAGGCAAUGAAAUCGAAACAAACUGCAAAAUCAAAGGAAAGUAAUGUUGCCAACAAUAUUUCCAUGCAGUCAUUGGAUCUUGAUGAAAGCUUAGAGGAUUUCGAAUUUUCCUUUUGCAAUGAUGCUCCAGUGAAAGUGGAAAAAAUUGAUAACGAUGACAAGAAAAAUGUGGCUCUCCAAAUGAUUUCAAUCCCAGCAGAGAAAGAAAAUCUAAAACUUUUAGAAGAUAGUCUAGAGGAUUUUAAUAUUUCCCUUUGUGAUGUUAAAAAUGAAGCCAAUGAAAAUCAGCCACCCAAUCUCCAUCUUGACACCCCGCAGACUGAAACUAAAUCAGUUGCAAAAAACUCCACAGAUCACAAAACGCCUUCCGGUCCUCAAACAUUGAGUCAAAAUCCAAAUGAAAUGAAUCAAAGUGUGGAUGAUUUUGACAUAUCUUUUACAGAGCUAGAAUCAAUAGACAUACAAUUUAGUUCCGAUGACGAUGCAUCUCUGCCAGAUUCAGUUGACACGGCAAGAUCUGAAUCACAAAUGAAAUAUGAUGAUAACAUUUCUGAAAGACUCAAAGUUAGACAUAAUUGGGAUAAAUGUCAUUUGGAAGCAUUGAGACAACGAUUAGAAGAGGCUGACGAUGACGAUAAACCAUCAUUGAGGAUUGAAAUCGAAAAAGUAAUGGACGCUAUUAGAGAAAGAAGACGAAGACAUCGAAAGAACAAUCGCCGAAAUCGUACAUUAAAACGAUUGAAGGAAAAGAAACGUCGUAGACACUACGACUAGAGUACUUCACAGAAUAAUUGUACAAAAAUACUAAUUUAUGUAAAUAUUUUAAUAAAUAAACCGUGCCAUGAAAUAAACUAUAAAAAUUACAUCGCUUUAAUAUUACAUAUUUGACAAGUAGAAAAAAUCUGCACCAAAGUCUUAUAGUGUCAAAUAAACCUUUAAACCGCGCAAAAAUUGUUUAUAUUCCUAGAGUUAUGCCAAAUUUGUAUAAUUAUUGACCAUUAACAUCGAAAUAUG